UCAUCGCUAUAUUAAAAGAAAACUUAUAACUGAAAUACAAGAAGAAAAAGCAGUAUAGCAGUAUAGCACAUUGCAGAUUCUGGCAGCUUGGGAAAUGCGAUGCGGAGUCCAGCUACAAUCCCCCGACGCUCCUCACCCGAUCCAGACGUCACUAUCACAACCUCCAAAUCUGAGACUGUCAUAUUUAUACCUCGGUCCGGUCGUUCCUCAGCGUCCUCUACUCGCGCUAGGAAAUCUUCUUAUUGGAUUAGUUGGAGCAACAUCAAUAAACUAGGCGAAUACAUCAACCGACGAAACAAGGAUUCCUCCGAGCAUUCUAAUUUGACAGAGGAGGAUCUCGAUGCACAUAAUAAGUUACAUGGAAUACUUUCUCAAAGGGCUCAUGUCAACAAUUACAUUACUGGCAGUGUGGAUGAAAGGAACAGCAAGUGCAGUCCUUAUUACAAGGGACUUACUGAUUCAACCCUGUCUAUCAACCGCGAAAAGAAUAUGUCUGGAGCAGACAGUCCUGGACAUCAAAGCCACACAACUACUGUCGUUACUUCAGCUUCCAGCUCUCUUUUCUCUUUUUUAGGUCGAGUUCAAGAACUUGGUUCCAGCUGCUUCACUCGUAGAAAAACUGGCAACGAGGACCCCUCUCCUAUUGCUGCUGUUCCAAAAUCUUUUGAAGCACCUUCUCCGCAGGACAUGAAAUCAGAGACAAAGGAGGCCAGAUAUCCUCCUGAUGCACUAUUAGUUGUUAAGGAGAAGCCACUGAGGGAGAGAGUAUCAGAACCAUCUGCACCACCGACUGCGCCAACAAUCUUGCCAGCCAAAACUGCUGUUAACGAUGAGAAGAAAGAAGCCAAUAUGUACAAGGUGAAUCAAAAGUUCAUAUUCGCAGACAAAUACCGACCUAAAAAUUUAAAAGAUUUCAUUUGCAAUCGAAGUGAGGCCGCUCGGUUGCAGGCUCUGGUGAAAAGUGGAGGAUAUGAUCACGUUAUAUUUGAAGGACCUCCUGGCGUUGGGAAGAAAACCAUGAUCUCGGCUAUGCUUCGCGAAGCUUUCGGACCCGAUAGAGUUCAGACUAGGGACGAGUGCAAGGCAUUUGACUUGAAGGGUGAAAUUAUAGGAAGAAUCGAAGUCAAUGUGAAGGAAUCUUCCAAGCAUGUAGAAGUCAAUCUCUCGGAUCUAAGAGGAUACGAGAAGCAUGUAAUUGUGCAACUAAUGAAGGAAACACAAACCAAGACCUCUAAAUCUGAUAAAGCUUUGUUAUCCUACCCUGAAAACUGUAGAGCAAUUGUUCUCUGUGAAGCAGACAAGCUAAGCACAGAUGCCUUACUGUAUAUUAGAUGGCUGUUAGAAAGAUAUGAAGGGUACAACAAGGUUUUCUUCAGCUGUUCUGAUGCCUCAAAACUUCAGCCAAUUAGGUCACUUUGCACGCUCAUUCAGCUACUUCCGCCUUCAAAAGAAGAGGUUGUUGAAGUUCUGGAAUUUAUAGCUAAGCAAGAAGGCAUAAAUUUGCCACAUAAGUUCGCUGAAAAGAUAGCUGACAGCUCCAAGAAUAAUCUGCGUCAAGCCAUUCGUUCAUUCGAAGCCUGCUGGCAAUCAAGUUAUCCUUUCGAGGAAGACCAAAUACCAUUAACCGGAUGGGAAGAAGACAUUGCAAAUAUUGCCAAGAACAUAGUGGAGGAGCGAAGUCCAAAGCAGCUAUAUAUAAUCCGCGGAAAGCUUCAAAUUCUCAUAGAACAUGAUGUAUCUCCUGAAUUCAUAUUCAUGUCUUUGGUCGAAGAAGUGAAGAAGCAUUUGCACGAGAAUUUGCAUCCUCAAGUUGAUGCAUUAUAUGAUGAAUACAAUACGAAUGAUGAAGGCAUGAUUGAGAGUGAGGAUGAAAUGGCGACAAAGGUUAUCGAUCCGGUGAAAUACAAAAUGAGGAUUUUCUCAAGAAUCGAAGAGUUUAUAGCCAGAUUUAUGAGCUGGUACAAUAAUCAAUCAAGGAUGGCAAAUGCAGGCAACACGCCCUUUGGUGGUGAAGAGACUUCAUUCUUACUCUAG
Molecule: messenger RNA, 2034 nt
Organism: Durio zibethinus
Lineage: Eukaryota; Viridiplantae; Streptophyta; Magnoliopsida; Malvales; Malvaceae
Product: replication factor C subunit 3-like
Biological process (GO): DNA repair; DNA-templated DNA replication
Cellular component (GO): DNA replication factor C complex; nucleus
Molecular function (GO): DNA binding; DNA clamp loader activity
Source: RefSeq, a predicted model, not a curated record